Messenger RNA from Micromonas commoda, 1457 nucleotides. RefSeq lists its product with no specific name. Gene Ontology annotation, biological process: chloroplast fission; microtubule-based process. The coding region runs from base 40 to 1368 and encodes 442 amino acids. Gene Ontology annotation, molecular function: GTPase activity; GTP binding. Gene Ontology annotation, cellular component: cytoplasm; microtubule; chloroplast. The transcript has 3 exons. The record is from RefSeq and is a predicted model, not a curated record. Lineage: Eukaryota; Viridiplantae; Chlorophyta; Mamiellophyceae; Mamiellales; Mamiellaceae.
CGACGCCGCGUCCUCAACCCUUCUGCGAAAACAAGCGAGAUGGCUGCGAUCGCGGGAUCUGCCGCCGUCGCGCGCGCGGCGCCCGCCCUGGGUGCCCGCCGCUCGGUCCGCUCUGGGAGUGCCCUCCCCAAAGCUGCCUGCGCGCGCCGAAACAAGCGUGUGAUGGCCACCACACGCGCCACCUUCGCGGGCGGCCUCGGGGAUGACUUCACGGCGCCCACGCCCAAGCCUGCCGCCCCCACCCAGGCAUUCAACGCUGCAUCCAUCAAGGUCAUCGGUGUCGGUGGUGGUGGUUCCAACGCCGUGAACCGCAUGGUUGGGAGCGACAUCAACGGAGUGGAGUUCUGGAUCGUCAACACCGACGCUCAGGCCAUGGCCACCGCGGCGGUGCCCUCGUCCUGCCACAUCCAGAUUGGCAGCGAACUGACCCGUGGCCUGGGCGCGGGCGGCAACCCCGAGAUCGGCCAGAAGGCGGCCGAGGAGAGCAGGCAGUCCAUCGAGCAGUCGCUCGCGGGCUCUGACAUGGUGUUCGUGACCGCCGGUAUGGGUGGUGGCACCGGCUCCGGCGCUGCUCCCGUCGUCGCGGGCGUGGCCAAAGCGGCUGGUAUCCUCACCGUCGGCAUCGUCACCAUGCCCUUCAAGUUUGAGGGUCGCCAGCGCUACAACCAGGCGAUGGACGCCGUCGAGCGCCUCCGCCGCAACGUCGAUACCCUGAUCGUCAUUCCCAACGAUCGUCUCCUCUCCGCGGUCGACACCGCGCUUCCCGUGCAGGACGCCUUCCUCCUUGCCGACGACAUCCUCCGCCAGGGCGUCCGCGGCAUCUGCGACAUCAUCACCCUUCCCGGCCUCAUCAACGUCGAUUUCGCCGAUGUCCGCGCGGUGAUGGCGGACGCGGGCUCGUCUCUGAUGGGUAUCGGUCGCGCCACCGGCAAGAACCGCGCGCGCGAGGCUGCCGCGGCUGCCAUCUCCUCGCCGCUCCUCGACCUCGGCAUCGACCGCGCCACCGGCAUCGUUUGGAACAUCACCGGAAGCAAGGACCUCACCCUUCACGAGGUGAACGAGGCCGCCGAGGUCAUCUACGAGCUCGUCGAUCCCUCCGCGCUCAUUAUUUUUGGCGCCGUCGUGAACCCGGCCAUCCAGCUCGCCGAGGGAGAGGUCGCCAUCACCCUCAUCGCCACUGGCUUCCAGCCCUCCUCAAACCCCCAGGCUGGCCGCGCGCCUCCCCAGCAGCAGGCGGCGCCUGCCCGCGGUGGUGAGAUCAUGGGAUGGGGCGCGGAGGGUGGUGCGCCCCCUCCUCCUCCCCCUCCUCCCCCCAGGGGCGGUGGUGGCGGCAUCCCCAGCUUCCUCAAGAGGCGCAUGGGCCGCUAAAUGUUGAGGAGUAGGUGGGUGUUGGCGCCGUUGAGACAGUUGUGAAAGUUUAGAGAAACCCUUUGUGAAUACUGAUCAUACUAUGAGCG